Penicillium arizonense is the source of this 828-nucleotide messenger RNA. Its product is annotated as NUDIX hydrolase. Gene Ontology annotation, biological process: coenzyme A catabolic process. The record is from RefSeq and is a predicted model, not a curated record. The coding region runs from base 1 to 828 and encodes 275 amino acids. NCBI's taxonomy places the organism in Eukaryota, Fungi, Ascomycota, Eurotiomycetes, Eurotiales, Aspergillaceae. Gene Ontology annotation, molecular function: coenzyme A diphosphatase activity; acetyl-CoA hydrolase activity. The transcript is spliced from 5 exons.
AUGGCGCCCCUAAAUGCCGCCUCUGAGGCCGCAAUAGCCCGACUCCGAAGCUAUGUCCCCCCGCCAACAGCAUACAGCUCAGUGCCACUAAGCCGGCGUGCAGCCGUGCUGAUACUGCUCUACGCCGACGCUAAGGGGGACCUUAGGGUGGUGAUUACGAUCCGGGCCAAGACACUCAGUUCGUAUGCAGGAGAGGCGGCUUUGCCAGGUGGCCGAGCAGACACCCUUCAGGAAACGCCCUUCCAAACCGCCCGCCGCGAAGCGAGCGAGGAGAUCGGCCUCCCCGAAGAUGAAGGAGGACCUUCAAUCCUCCCUCCCUUCCGCGUGGAGCAUCUCUGCGAGCUCCCGGCAAACCUUGCCAAAACCGAACUGGUCGUGCGUCCCUGCGUCGCGCUGCUGCAUGGCUACGAUCCUGUAACGGGGCUGGAGGCUGAUCCGGAGGUAUCGCUGAUCCCCAAGUUGGAUGCUCGGGAGGUUGCUGCGGUGUUUACGGCGCCGUUUAGGGAUUUCUUGUCUAUUACUGAGGACGUGGAGUGGUAUCUGCACCAGUUCUUUGUCCCCAGUCAAACGGUCACACAUCGAUCGACAACAUCCAACGUCAAAGUAGAAGGAGACACUCGUUAUCGCGUAUUCGGCAUGACAGCCCGCAUGCUGGUUGACGCGGCGCGAGUCGCCUAUGCGCAGGAACCCGAGUUCGAGCAUAACAGCCACUUCGGGGAUGAGGCCAUGAUCGCCAAGCUUCGCCGGUUAGGCAGAUUGAGUGCGGUUCGCAAGGCCUCGGAUGGGUUAACCCGCGAAACUAUGGAAAAGGCGUCCAAACUUAGCUAG